Messenger RNA from Cuscuta europaea, 982 nucleotides. Lineage: Eukaryota; Viridiplantae; Streptophyta; Magnoliopsida; Solanales; Convolvulaceae. The record is from the annotation of a GenBank genome assembly.
AAAAACAUAAUAAUCAUAUAUUAGAAUUUUCAAAUCUUUUGGCUAAUAUUCUCAAAACCUUCCCCCACAAAUUUGUUAGCAUCCGUCGAUGGUCUUUCAAAAUCCAUUGUCUUCAUUUUGAAACCUUUGUGCGAAGAUCGACCAAGCGCGAGAAAUUUUUUUCUUCACAGAACUCUAAAAAGUCUGAACGCAGAGGACGGGGGAUCGUUUCCAUAAUCCAUGGCGAAUGCUGUAGAAAAUCUUGAAGAAACCUUGAAACCCUUUUAUCAGAGAGCUUCAGAAGCUGAGGACCGUUUGGCAAGACUUGAAGCCUCCCUAGUGAGCAAGAACAGUUCCGGAAAUAAUGAGGAAUUGGUAAAAAUGGUUCGAGAACUCCAGGCAAAGUUGGAUGAUGCGAAAGUCGAACUUGUUGCAGAGAAAGAGAAGGGUCUCAAAGAAGUGCAAAAGCUCACCGCAGAAAAUGCAAAACUCCAAAACCGUAUUAUACAUCUUGUACGAGCCUUAAAGGAAGCUGAUUGCAAAAUAGCAUCAAACCAAGGCUGCAGGUGAAAUUUCUUAUUCUAUUUGGUGCCCCAAACUAGAUGGUAAGUUUUCUAUGUAGUUUCCCAAUUCAAUGUUUUUUUCCUGGUGAUAGUUUGAUACAUUUCUUGUUACAUGAUAUGGUAAAUAUAGUGGUCAUUUGAAUUCUAGUUCUUUGUUACCAGUUGCUUACCAUAAAACCUCAAGCUCAGUUGAUUAUUGAUGGAUUUGAUGUACUCCAGUUUAGUUCUCCUAUCCCUUAUGUUCAUGUAAACUAAAAGGCUAGCUAUGUAUCCUCAAUGGCCUUUGGGGCAAUAUGAGGUGUAUGAUAUAUUGUUGAAGUCUAUGCCACUUGGGUCCCAUUAGUUCUAUUUUCCUAGAAAAUGGUAUUUAGGUUUUUCUUAUGUUUUGCACCGGAAAACAUUCUCUACAAGGAAAAUAUAUUCAGCCAUUCAGGACUCUG